AUGGUAUAUUACUAUUUAUCUUGCAAUUUUAUUUUAGUUGGUGAAGUUGAGGCACAUUGGUGGCAGCAUAAAAUUUACGACAGAAAUGAUACAGAAUUGUCUUUCAAUUUGAAUAUAACAAAGGAUGGGAAUUUCAUAAUGGACUUUGAUGGAGAAAUAAUGGACUAUUCCAAUUCCGAGGAUCGAGCUUUCUGCAUCUCUAAAGAGGAAGGCAUUGCCAAACCUGUCACGUGGAAAAUCAACGGAGCACUGCUGAAUUCGAAUGGUUGCCCUCCGGAUACGAACUUGCUGGUCUUCCACAUGCUUCCACAAAAGGCAUCUCGAAAACACAUUGAUGGACAAAUCAAAAAAGAUGAUCCUCCUGAUGGUCCAAAGUGUGAUGAACUUUCUAUCAAAUUUCAUUCGGAUAACUACAUUUUGUUGACCAAUGAAGACUUCAUCGCUCCAUCAACAACAACAACGGCAACCACGACUAAGCUUCCCGAACCAACCACGACUAAGCUUCCCGAAGCAACGAAUCCUUUUGGGUUUUUCAAUCACACGCUGAAGGAUGAAAUGGUUACUCUUGCCGAACGAGUCGAGGAAGUCAACAAGGACAACAUUAGUUUAUACACGAAGCAUCCUGGAGCCUGUGAGGUUACUCUUGAAGGCAAUUUCAUGUAA
This is a messenger RNA of Meloidogyne enterolobii, 663 nucleotides long. The record is from the annotation of a GenBank genome assembly. NCBI's taxonomy places the organism in Eukaryota, Metazoa, Nematoda, Chromadorea, Rhabditida, Meloidogynidae.